Balaenoptera ricei (Rice's whale) is the source of this 1071-nucleotide messenger RNA. It is a transcript of the gene NEUROD1, whose product is annotated as neuronal differentiation 1. NCBI's taxonomy places the organism in Eukaryota, Metazoa, Chordata, Mammalia, Artiodactyla, Balaenopteridae. Gene Ontology annotation, molecular function: protein dimerization activity. Bases 1 to 1071 code for a protein of 356 amino acids. The record is from RefSeq and is a predicted model, not a curated record. The transcript has a single exon. Gene Ontology annotation, biological process: nervous system development; regulation of DNA-templated transcription.
AUGACCAAAUCGUACAGCGAGAGUGGGCUGAUGGGAGAGCCUCAGCCGCAGGGUCCUCCGAGCUGGACAGACGAGUGUCUUAGUUCUCAGGACGAGGAGCACGAGACAGACAAAAAGGAGGACGACCUCGAAGCCAUGAACGCGGAAGAGGACUCGCUGAGGAACGGGGGAGAGGAGGAGGAAGAAGAGGAGGACCUGGAAGAGGAGGAAGAAGAGGAAGAGGAGGACGAUGAUCAAAAGCCUAAGAGACGCGGCCCCAAAAAGAAGAAGAUGACCAAGGCGCGCCUGGAGCGCUUUAAGCUGAGACGCAUGAAAGCUAACGCCCGGGAGCGGAACCGCAUGCAUGGGCUGAACGCGGCGCUGGACAACCUGCGCAAGGUAGUGCCCUGCUACUCCAAGACACAGAAGCUGUCCAAAAUCGAGACACUGCGCUUGGCCAAAAACUACAUCUGGGCUCUGUCGGAGAUUCUGCGUUCCGGCAAAAGCCCUGACCUGGUCUCCUUUGUACAGACGCUCUGCAAGGGCUUAUCCCAGCCCACCACCAACCUGGUUGCCGGCUGCCUGCAGCUCAAUCCUCGGACUUUCCUGCCUGAGCAGAACCAGGACAUGCCUCCGCACCUGCCGACUGCCAGCGCUUCUUUCCCUGUGCACCCCUACGCCUACCAGUCUCCGGGGCUGCCCAGCCCGCCCUACGGCACCAUGGACAGCUCCCACGUCUUCCACGUCAAGCCGCCGCCGCAUGCCUACAGCGCCGCGCUCGAGCCCUUCUUUGAGAGCCCUCUGACUGAUUGCACCAGCCCUUCCUUUGACGGACCCCUCAGCCCGCCGCUCAGCAUCAAUGGCAACUUCUCUUUCAAACACGAACCGUCCGCCGAGUUUGAGAAAAAUUAUGCCUUUACCAUGCACUAUCCUGCAGCGACCCUGGCAGGGGCCCAAAGCCACGGAUCAAUCUUCUCGGGCGCCGCUGCCCCUCGCUGUGAGAUCCCUAUAGACAAUAUUAUGUCCUUCGAUAGCCAUUCACAUCAUGAGCGAGUCAUGAGUGCCCAGCUCAAUGCCAUCUUUCACGAUUAG